CGUCAGCCAAAGUCCAGGAAGAAUAUUUCCAGGAUUGAGCCCAACUCUUAGCAUAUUUCUCUGCACCAUCCGCGAAAUACAGCGUCCGUCCGUUUGCACCUGUCGAAAUGGCAGACAACAGGGACAAAGCCACCGACCAGAUGAAGAUUUGGAAGGAGAGUCGGUCUUCUCAGAAGCCAGACAUUCUGACCACAGGUGGUGGUCAUCCCAUUGGAGACAAGUUAAACUUGCAGACUGCAGGACCAAGGGGUCCUCUUCUGGUCCAGGAUGUGGUCUUCACAGAUGAGAUGGCCCAUUUUGAUAGAGAACGAAUCCCAGAGAGAGUGGUGCAUGCCAAAGGUGCAGGAGCUUUUGGCUACUUCGAAGUGACUCAUGACAUCUCUCGUUACUGCAAAGCAAAGCUGUUCGAACAUGUUGGCAAGACUACGCCUAUUGCGAUCCGCUUCUCCACUGUCGCUGGGGAGUCUGGAUCUGCUGAUACCGUGCGAGAUCCCCGAGGCUUUGCAGUCAAGUUUUACACUGAGGAGGGCAACUGGGACCUGACGGGGAACAACACACCCAUUUUCUUCAUCAGGGAUGCCAUGCUGUUCCCGUCCUUCAUCCACACCCAGAAGCGUAAUCCCCAAACCCACAUGAAGGACCCUGACAUGGUGUGGGACUUCAUGAGCCUGAGGCCAGAGAGUCUGCAUCAGGUGUCCUUCCUGUUCAGCGAUCGAGGUUUGCCUGAUGGGUAUCGUCACAUGAACGGCUAUGGCUCCCACACUUUCAAACUGGUCAAUGCAGCUGGAGAACGAGUCUACUGCAAGUUUCACUACAAGACUGAUCAAGGAAUAAAGAAUCUGUCCACCGAAGAGGGUGAACGUUUGGCCUCCUCUAACCCAGACUAUGCCAUCGGAGACCUAUUCAACGCCAUCGCCAAUGGAAACUUCCCAUCCUGGACUUUCUACAUCCAGGUUAUGACUUUUGAGCAGGCGGAGAAGUUCCGCUUCAACCCGUUCGAUCUUACCAAGGUAUGGCCACAUAAGGAAUAUCCCUUGAUUCCUGUGGGCAGACUGGUUCUCAACAGAAACCCAGUGAACUACUUUGCAGAGGUGGAGCAGCUGGCCUUUGACCCCAGUAAUAUGCCACCAGGCAUUGAACCGAGCCCUGACAAGAUGCUACAGGGUCGUCUGUUCGCUUACCCUGAUACACAUCGACACCGGCUGGGAGCCAACUACCUGCAGAUCCCUGUCAACUGCCCCUACAAGGCCCGGGUGACCAACUACCAGCGUGACGGCCCCAUGUGCAUGUUCGACAACCAAGGUGGAGCUCCAAACUACUACCCCAACAGCUUUAGCGCCCCAGACACCCAGCCUCGGUUUGUUGAGUCCAGGUUCCAGGUGUCUCCUGAUGUGGCACGUUACAACAGCGAAGAUGAAGAUAAUGUCACCCAGGUGCGUGCGUUCUACACUCAGGUGUUGAAUGAAGAGGAGCGGCAGAGGCUUUGUCAGAACAUGGCAGGAGCUCUGAAGGGAGCCCAGCUCUUCAUCCAGAAACGGAUGGUUGAGCAACUGAAGACUGUUCAUCCCGACUAUGGCAACAAGGUUCAGACCUACCUGAACAAGUACAACGCAGAGCCCAAAAAGAACACUGUGCACGUGUACAGCCGUCCAGGAGCCAUCCCUGCAUCCUCCAAGAUGUAAUGCCUUACAUUUGUACCGGGGGCUGCUCCCUCAGUUCAAUGGCCACAAAUGCACUUACAUAAUCACCGACUGCUACUACCAGAGACAAGUUCUCAACUUUCCGAUCGCCGUUAGAAACACAGCUGACAUACUAAUGUUUGAGUAUCAUGAUUGGGGUGAGUUCAUUUUUGAUUCAGCCAAUUUAAAAAAAAAAAAAAAAAAGAUAAUCAAUAAUAAUCAUUUCUUUAGGCCAAAUACUUUACUUUUCAACCUUAAAAAAAUCAACUGUAGUAAUUAAAUGUAUAAAGUCAAAUGAGACACUUAUUUAAUCUGACUAAUGAAAUGAAACGAACAUUAAAUGAACUAACCCCAUCUGUUAAGGGCUUUGAUAAGCGAUUGUUUCUAAUAAUUCCUCAGGUUGUAUGAGUACUACUCUGUUCUUCAGCUAAAUUUUGGUGAAAAUGAAUCAAGAACUGUCCAAAAAAUGUCUUUGUCCAGCAUUUAGGCAGCUUUUGAAUCAGUCACACAGAAUCGGUGUAAAUGACCAUAAACAAAAUGAAUCAGUGGUUGUAUACAGUUAGUGAAUGUGUCUAUCACACAGAUGGUCUAUAUCCCAAUGUAACCAAUGUUUUUUUUAUUACUGUUUAAAUUGUGAACUUUGAGAUGAGCUGUGUAUUUAGUGCCUGUAUCAUAAUUUCUAAUUAAACAUUUCAGCUUUUGUGU
Messenger RNA from Sphaeramia orbicularis (orbiculate cardinalfish), 2384 nucleotides. It is a transcript of the gene cat, whose product is annotated as catalase. Gene Ontology annotation, cellular component: peroxisome; cytoplasm; mitochondrion. Gene Ontology annotation, biological process: response to hydrogen peroxide; hydrogen peroxide catabolic process. Lineage: Eukaryota; Metazoa; Chordata; Actinopteri; Kurtiformes; Apogonidae. The transcript is spliced from 13 exons. The record is from RefSeq and is a predicted model, not a curated record. Gene Ontology annotation, molecular function: heme binding; catalase activity. The coding region runs from base 108 to 1682 and encodes 524 amino acids.